AUGGAUAUCACACCAGCCAACGUUUCCGUCCAGCCACGGUCUAGAUCCCGUUCGAGAACAAGAAACUCGACUGCCAACUCGAGAUCCACUUCUUCUACAAGAAGACCGUCUGUUGGAAAGAGAUCCUUAUCGUCGUCUUCUUUAACGAAGUUAGUUGUCACGCCUACCAACAUCGACCACGAAAAAUCUGUCCCAACUGUCUCAGCGACUUUGGAUAAUUCUUUGCCGCUCGAUUUCUUCAAACAAGAUUUGAUUGCUUUGGUCAAGACGUUGAAGAUUUCGAAAUGGCACAAGAGACAGUUGACCAUAUCCAACUUGGUGGUGAAUAGAAUCUCGGGUGCGCUCACGAACUCCAUCUACCGUAUCGAGUACUACGACAGCCAACAGAACUUGAGCUUGCCAACCUUGUUAUUGAGAGUGUACGGUAAAAACGUCGAAGAACUCAUCGAUAGAGACCUGGAAUUAGCUACUUUAAUCAAGUUGUCACAAAAGAGAAUCGGUCCUAGACUUCUUGGAAUCUUCGCUAAUGGUAGAUUCGAGCAGUUUUUAGACGGAUUCAUCACGUUGAACAAAGUUCAGAUCAGAGACGAAAUUAUCUCCCAGAUGUUGGGUAGAAGAAUGAAGGACUUGCACUACAAAAUCGAAUUAGACCUUCAUGAUGUUUUGUCCGAUUUGCCUACAGCUUGGAGAUUGAUCUUCAAAUGGUUAAAGCUUUUUGAAGAAGAAUACUUGCCAGGAUACACCAAGAACAACUUUGACCCCAAAGACGUGUUUUUUGUAGAGUUCGGGAGAUUCAAGGAAAUCGUCAAUCUCUACAAGAACUGGCUCUUUGAUAAAUAUGACAAGGAAUCGUUUUCGUCCAACUACAAGUUUUGUCACAACGAUACCCAGUACGGUAACCUCUUGUUGCACGAAUCGUUCAACCCAGAGGAUAUACUUGUAGAAACUCCGGUUCCAUCUACUCCUACGGACGAGUCGACUCCUGUAAUCAAGUCUACCUCUAACAAAAACGAUAGUAAAUUAGUUGUAAUUGACUUCGAAUAUUCUGGAGCUAACUUCCCGGCUUUUGACUUGGUAAACCAUUUCUCAGAGUGGAUGGCUGAUUAUCAUGACGAAGAGAAGUCGUACUAUAUCCAUGAAGACAAGUACCCUACUCAGUUGCAGCAGUUGAAUUUGAUCAAGUCUUACAUCGAAUACGACUUCCAAUUCCCCUCUUCCAACCUCAAGACGCCAAAUACUCCAGAGCAGCUCUUGAAUGGGACAGCCGAUGCCAGUGAGUUGAUCCAGUACGAAAUCAAAAAGAUGUACAACGAAUGCAUCUACUGGAGAGCCACUGUCCAGAUUUUCUGGUGUCUCUGGGGAGUAAUCCAGAAUGGUCCACUCAAGCCUUCUUCCCCUGCAUCGCCUAAUCCUAACGGAUUUGCUGAAGACGGUAUAGACAGUACUUACAACAUCAUCACUGGUGUAGAGUCUGUGUCUUUGGACGGAAACGUAGUUGUAGAAGAGGCUAUUUCCUCUAGUGAUGAUGACUUCGACUACUUGAAGUACUCACAGCAGAAGGUUGCUAUUAUUGUCGGCGAGCUAAUCAGUUUUGGCUUAAUUAAGAAGGAAGAGAUCGACGAGAAGUAUUGGGACAUCAUCAAGUAUUUGGAUGUCAAGACAUUAGAUAUUUAG
This is a messenger RNA of Scheffersomyces stipitis CBS 6054, 1674 nucleotides long. RefSeq names its product bifunctional choline kinase/ethanolamine kinase (gene CKT1). Lineage: Eukaryota; Fungi; Ascomycota; Pichiomycetes; Serinales; Debaryomycetaceae. Gene Ontology annotation, cellular component: cytoplasm. The record is from RefSeq and is a predicted model, not a curated record. Gene Ontology annotation, biological process: phosphatidylcholine biosynthetic process; phosphatidylethanolamine biosynthetic process. Gene Ontology annotation, molecular function: ethanolamine kinase activity; choline kinase activity. The transcript has a single exon. Bases 1 to 1674 code for a protein of 557 amino acids.